Saccostrea echinata is the source of this 413-nucleotide messenger RNA. RefSeq lists its product as uncharacterized. The coding region runs from base 29 to 328 and encodes 99 amino acids. The record is from RefSeq and is a predicted model, not a curated record. NCBI's taxonomy places the organism in Eukaryota, Metazoa, Mollusca, Bivalvia, Ostreida, Ostreidae. The transcript has 2 exons.
AAACAUCAGUUCUCAUCCAAAGCUUACAAUGAAGUCACUGAAAAUUGUUGCUGUUCUUAUUUUGUCCAUUGUGGGACUCACACAUGUAUCUGCCCAAAACAGCAACUCUAAUCUUCUAGGGUCCUUGUUGGUUGGAGGUCUAGCUGGUUGGGGCAUAAACAAAUUUGUCGAGAAAAACAGAAGACAGGAUGCCAUAAACGAUGCUUUAUUGGCUCGGUCCUUCGGAUUACCGGAUCCUAGAUUUGGUGGAUUUCCCGGUGGAUUCGGCAGACCACCUGCGUUUGGACACCCAAGAGGACAUGUGUACGGACGAACUGGAAUGUGGUAGAAUGCCAAACAAGUAACGGAAAAGUUGCACCCAGUUUCCUUGUCCCACGACGCAGGAAAGCGGAAACGAAUGCCGCACUGUGAAA